UACAAUGCACACGUAAUGGAGUAUAUAACUGUUCAAGCCGGUCAGAAAUGGAUCAGUAGCCGACGGUGGAUUGCAAGGAAAAUUCUUGGAAGAAUAGCGAGGGAAGAAAAGGAUUCGUCGAAGGAGACAGCCAUGAAGUUGUUUCAGCUCGUGAUAUCGAUUCUCUUAACCGUUCGCGCCACCAGCUGGCCUUAUCACGGUGUGGUGGGCGGCGGUGAAUCGACGGUGUUGGUCGGCCCAGUUUACGGACUGUCACCUGUGAGCCUGUUGCCCGCAAAACCGGAGGUGGAAACGGUGAUCCGUGGCCCUGUGACGGGAACCACGUUCGUCGAGGGAUCGUCCUCUGGCCCGGUCACCAUCGUGUCGCCUGGCACGCCCGUGAUCUCGCCCCGAACAACACCUUCCCCGGCUCAAAAGGCGGUCGUCGUCUCAGAUGUGCCGGAAGAUUCGGUGCUCAUCAAAGGAGCCUCGGCCGGGGCUGUGACGUUGGUGGCCCCGUCCGACAAUUCUGUCGCCAAUAACGCGACGUCAGCGGUUGUUGCAAUCGAAAAUGCUGAAGAAUCGUCGGCGCCAAUUAGAACAAUAGGCGUAGCGUCAGCGAACGCGGUAAUAGGCCCCUCGACCGGGCCCGUAAUCAUCGCCGGCCCAACCGCUCCCCCCCUACCGAUUCCCGUCUCCACGACCGAACAACCGGUCGCAGUUCCCGCAAUCGUUGUCGAGACGAAUUCCGAAUCUGUCAGCGUGGCCUCAACCGCAGCCGCCAACCUGUCAGUUUCCGAGGAUGGAUCCGGUCUAGCGACAGAUAGCAGAGAAUCAAGGAAGAUCGAGGGUUCGGCAUCGAGCUCGAGCAGCGUGACGACCACUUCCGGGAGUUCUACAGCAUCCGCAACAGCGAGAGUUAAUUUGAUUUCACCCGCGUCUACGAUCGCGGUCGGUCCCUUAAGUAACGUCGUCGUAUCGCCGACGAAAGCAUCGUCCGCGAUAGUCUCCGCUCCCCUGGGCUCCGUUUCUGCCGCAAGUGUAUCUUCACUGGAUCGGAUCAAGACGCCACUUAGCCCAUUGUAGAGCAAACUGUGCAACCCUCCCCCUCUGGUACCUCGUUCGUUCGUUUUUUUCCCGGGAAGAGCGAGUCGAUCGAUCGAUUAUUCCCAGAGAUCAGUUUCUAAGGUGAGCAUUUAUAGACAAAUGCAUUCGUUGACAUUGCGUUGGCGAUCGACGAGUUGAAGGGAAAAGUGCGCAAGGAUAACCGGAGAUCGACUUUGCAUGCGGUUGGCAUUGAUUGCCGCCCAGGGUUCGAUACAAUGGAGAUUUUUUUUUUUUUUUUUUCUAUCUUCUAUCCGAGCAUAGCACCACGGAUAUUUGUGUUGUAAUAAAGACUUGCAUAUGGAUAA
Apis florea (little honeybee) is the source of this 1391-nucleotide messenger RNA. RefSeq lists its product as uncharacterized. The record is from RefSeq and is a predicted model, not a curated record. NCBI's taxonomy places the organism in Eukaryota, Metazoa, Arthropoda, Insecta, Hymenoptera, Apidae.